Molecule: messenger RNA, 1764 nt
Organism: Leptosia nina
Lineage: Eukaryota; Metazoa; Arthropoda; Insecta; Lepidoptera; Pieridae
Source: the annotation of a GenBank genome assembly
AUGACUGUGAACGCUAUAUGCUACGAUGAUAAACCUCAAAUAAGAAAGAGAUUGAAAAAGUCCUUUGGAAAGGUAUGCAGCGCCAAAAUGAUUAAACGAAAACUACCAAUUGUGGGAUGGCUUCCGAAGUACAACGUCAACACAUUAGUACAAGACAUGAUAGCUGGAAUCACGGUGGGCUUAACAGCCAUUCCCCAAGGGCUGGCUUAUGCCAUCAUCGCUGGACUAUCUCCUGAAUACGGUUUAUAUUCUGGCCUAGUGGCAGGUGUUGUAUACACUUUCUUUGGAAGUUGUAAGGACAUAACAGUUGGGCCGACGGCGAUUAUGGCGGCAAUAGUCGCAAAGUUUGUGGCGUAUUCUAGUGAUUUCGCCAUUUUAGCUAGCUUUUUAGCCGGAAUAGUAGAGCUUCUAAUGGGAGUGCUAAAUUUCGGAUUUCUAGUAGAAUUUAUUUCUGGCCCCGUGAUCAGUGGAUUUACAACCGCUGCGGUGCUGCAGAUCGCCUCUUCACAACUAAAAGGACUAUUUGGAUUACGGGGCUCCGCUGGUACAUAUUUUGCAGAAUCAGCAGUAAGUUUCGUGAGGAAUAUUAAGACCACGACACUUUGGGACCCCAUUCUCGGUUUUAGCACAAUUGUUAUAUUAUUACUGUUAAAAAAACUUGGACGUGGGUGUUCGAUCACUGGUGGUGUUUCGGAGAAAAUUCGAUGUUACGUCUCGCUAAGUAGAAAUGCUAUAGUGGUGGUCAUCGGAAUGCUAGUGGCGUUUAUAGUUAAGAGGACAACAGGAGACGAGCCUGUCGUAUUAAUUGGUGAUAUCGUUAAAGGACUCCCCACUCCAAAACUUCCCCCGUUUAGCACCACUGUCGGCAACGAUAGUUAUAUCUUCGGAGAUAUGCUGCAAGUUUUCGGGCCUAGUUCAUUUGUAUUACCAUUUGUAGCAAUAUUAGAAGCCGUAGCCGUGGCCAAAUCUUUUGCGGAUGGUGUUCAAGUGGAUGCUAAUCAAGAAAUGAUUGCUCUCGGUUUGUGUAACAUCGUUUCCUCUUUUGUAAGCAGCAUGCCGACUACUGGUUCAUUUACCAAGUCUGCUUUGAAUCGUGCCUCUGGAGUUAAGACGCCUGCGGGUGGCAUAUUCAACUGUUUGCUUAUCGUAUUAUCUGUUACCUUGUUAGCUUCUACAUUCUAUUACGUCCCUAAAGCGUCACUGGCUGGUCUCAUUAUCACGGCUAUGAUGUCGAUGGUGGAUUACGAGAUAUUUGGCAGGUUGUGGGUGCACAGUAAGCGAGAACUUUGCGUUUUGAUUGUAACUAUUAUUAUGUGCUUAGGAGUCGGUUUAGAAUACGGUAUUGUGACGGGAAUACUUCUUGAUGCUUUGUUUAUUUUAUACAGUAAAGCGCGACCAACUGUUUACGUUUAUAGCCAAAAAGAGCCAAGAGCUGACUUGGUAGUUAUUACGUUAAACUAUAACCUAUCCUACUGUGCGGCAGAGCAUGUAAGAAAAUCUAUUCUUGUUGCUGCUGAAGGUAUCUCUUCAGACUCGUUAAUCAUAAUCGAUGGCACUAAUCUUCGCAAAAUCGAUUCGACGAUUGCAUCGACUCUCGCGACUGUUGCGAAUGAUGUAAACAAUAAAAUAUGUCCGUGUCUAUUUUUAAAUUUUGACGAGAAAUUAUCGAAAAUGUGUACCGCUUUGAAACCUCAAUUAGCGGAUAAGUUUUUCUGCUGUAAAAAGUUGUCUGACGUCGCUGAUAUGUAUUUUAAGGGUGUUUAG